GUUGAUAGUCCGCGUUUGUUGUAAAUGUUGUAAAAACAAUAAAAUAUAAUACAAAUUUCGUUCAACGUUAAUGUUUUUGUGCUUUUUAAGCGAUUUUAGUUUAAACCGAUAAAGCGUUGUGCAUUGUUAAUCAUAAUUAAAUGUAUUUUAUAUGUUUAUAACCUUAAAAUGUCAUUUACUAUUUCAAAUGUUAUAAAAUAUCCGAAAUCUACAUUGCAAAGCUUUACAAAUACCGAUGAAACGGGUCAACAAGAAGACUUUCAAACUUUGGGGGGAAUUUUAUUGGAAACAAACUUUAGUUGGUUGGCCAAAGGGCCUUGUUUAGAAGUAAGAAACAACAAAACGGGCUGCAAAGUAGGCGCCUGGACUUUUGGCUAUAUUUUAAAAGAUUCCGGCACCAAAGUUGUUUGUGUCGAUGAAAUCAAAAAGCCUCAUGGUCGAUUACCAUUGCUGGCAGUGGGGUUGGACUGUGAACUCAGUGGGGGGUUGAUUUGCAUAUUUGAUGUUUAUGGAUCCAAAGUAAUAAGGGCCAUACAAAUUAAGGAUAAGAUUUCUAGUUUACAUGUAGUAGAUGCUGGGUUUGAUGAUUUAAAUUUGCGCGGUCCUUUGAGGAAUUUUGAUGGAAUUUUAGCUGUAGGUACUAAACAUGGGAAGGUUUUACUUAUUGAUAUAUGCAGACAAAUUUGUGAGGAAGCUUUGCAAAAAAUUGACUCGUUAGUUGUGAGGGAUGAAUUGUGUCCUUGUCAGUUAUUUUUUUUUACUCCUAAUGAUGUCUCAAGGAUAGAGUAUUUUAAGGAAGUUUCUGUUAGAGAAGGGCAUCAUUUAGCAAUACAUUUAAAUGUGGUAACAGACAGUAAAACCGAGCACUUCACUCUGCGCGGCCAAGAGGGCGACGACCGCAUCCACGUAAACAAAGACGAGGUCGCCACCAGCGCCGUCUUCUACUGCCCGCAGCUUACCUCCCUCCUAGUUGGCUACAACUUCGGCGCGUUCCAACUAUGGAACCUCUCAGACCUCCUAUUGGUCUAUACGUCGCCCGUGUGCGAGGAGCACAUGCCCAUCACGCAGUUCUGCGUACAGGAACCUGACAAUGACCCGCGAGCCUUUUGUUACGUUUGGGCGGUUUACAGUAAUAUUGGGUUGUAUCAGAGCGGGCUGCCUUUUGCCGUCAUGUACUCGUUUUGCUACGAGAACAAGGAUUAUCAGGAGGGUUAUGGCUAUUUGUAUCAGGACUUUCAAAACUGCGGUGUCAGAUUUCAAGUAGAACUAGGCUCGGUAGACGAAAACAAUCUAAAACUCAAAGGCGGCUAUUGCCUGGGCUUACAAUCCAUCCAACAAAAAAUGGUGGCAAACCACAGCUCAUUGGACAACCUAGAAGAUUCUCUAGCCCUAUGCACAAUAUGUUGGACGGUGUGGUUUAGCAACAAAGAAACCCAGACCAACUUUCUAGUCUUUGAUUUGAAUCAGUGGUACAAAGAACAAAUGCCUAGCGUGCCCAAGUUAAGCGCAUGCGCGACCUACAUGACCCGCACGAAUUUGUCACACGUCUUGAAACUUUCUAUUUACAAGGGUGGUAGUGUUAUGAGCUCUAGAAUGAAUAAGAAGAGCUUGAGGGAAUUUGUCGGCACUCAGAGGCUUGAGGAGCAUUUUUAUCCAACUUCAUUGAGCUAUGAUGUUUUGUGUUUGCGUGAAGUCGAUGUUGCUCAUAUAAACGCUCAAGGAUUACAGAAAACUUUACUUUGCCAAAUCGAAAACGCAGGGCCUAUAGGACUCCUAAGACCUGCUGACAUCUAUCAGCAAAUAGUGAUGUUAGGAUUAUCCCCUCUUUUCGUUGAUGUACCCAUGAACACGCCAAUAUCAACAGAUCUCCAACGCGAAGUAGUCCUAAACGUAGCCCUGGAACAGCAGCUGGUGGGCUGGUUGUGCAGCUGCGCCAAAGAAUGGGCUAACGGCAGUUUUGCGCACGCAGGUUGCUCUUUGGAUGGGCUUGUACACUGGGCGUUUCAAAGAGCCGUAUUACUUAAAAAUCAGUGCGAUAAAUAUUGCGUGCCCCUAUUCGAUUACUCGCAAGCUAGACUGGAUAGUAACACAUGCAAAUUGUUGAACAAUUGCACAAGACAAAUCGAUAAUCUUUGCACAUUUUAUUCCUUUCUCAUUAGUAGAUUGUCUUGUUAUAUAAGCAAUCAAGAACUUGUUUCUGAUCAGUAUAGAAGUCUUCAAAUGGUUUCGGUUUAUUUUGAAGUUCUCCAGUGGUUGGUAAAUGUUGGAUUGUUGCCUGAAUGCCCACCAUCAUCUUAUCCUAAACCUGAUCAAAAUGAAAGAAUAAGUGCUCCAUAUCCAGUGGAACAGUUAACCAACUAUUAUAAUGAAAAACGCGCCUUGUUGCAAAACUUAAGCGAUGGAUCAUUCGCCAACCCCGACAACCUCCUCUUCAUCGACAAUUUAAUAGAACACAGAUGCGGUGCAGAACGCCUCCAAAAAUUCUGGCAAGGAGACGGCGGUAGCGGUCUUUACCCGCCUCCCUCGCUACAAUCUCUCCUCAGAACCUACUUGAUAGAAGGACCGGACAUUAGCUACAAGCAUUCUCUUGUUAUUUACGUGUUCUUGGACUUGGCGAUGGCGCUAGAACAAGAAAGGUACGAUCCCGUGAUUACGCAUCUGAUCAAAUUUCCGGCCGUUUUCAAAGUGAGUCCGAGUCUGAUUAAAAUCACGCAGGCGUUUUGGCAAUUGGACCACGGAGAUUAUACAACGGCAAUGGAGCAGUUAUUAGACCCCUUUGUUUUGGGUGACGAUUUACAAAAUUGGCAUCACGCUUGUGCUUUAAAUACCUUAUUAUUGCAGAACCAACAUCAUUAUGCCUUGCUUUACAUGCAGGUAAGAAAACCUCCAAUUUUGAACGAAAAAGAUGUAGUAACCGCCAUUAGUUUGUUUAUUGCAAAUAACAUGCUGGAUGAGGCAUUUUACUUCCAAAAACAAUACCAAAACAAUAAUGACGAUAAACUACUUGCCCAUCUUUUUAACGAGUGCAAUAAAAAUGAAACGCUAAAAUCCCUGCUAUACCGCUUCUUGGACACGAAAGAAGAAAAAGCGUUCUUCAAAUACCUACAAACUAUAAGGGACCCCAGUACGGAUGACCUGCAAGUUUUCUAUUUUUUGCUUAGAUCGCGAUUCAUCGAAGCUUUCGAUAUACACCAAAAUUCCAAACGCAUGAAACCCGAAACUCAAGGUCUUGUGGGUCAAAGAAAUUCCACUAGAACCGAUAAUUUGGUGAGAUUUUUCAAAAAUCUUUUGCCCAAUGUUAACAAGAAUUUGCUGGAUGUGAUAAGAAAUGAGAGAACCAAUCUUUGGAAAGAAGUAGAAAGACCGACUCCUUUAUCAGUUUUUGUUCACAACGCCAAAGAACAAGUGAAAUAUAAAUCCACUGUAAUACACGCCGCGUUAGCAAAAGCAAAACAAACAUUUAACGAAACUGGCAACAGCAUGCAUUUCAGAGAUCUGACAACAGAGGAAACGCCAUUUUUAAGGACCCCCAAAGCCCUCCCUGACUGCAAAAGACGCCAAACCCACGUAAUUUCACCUGUAAUUAUAGAUGAUGAUUUUGAGGCUACACCCCCAAAGAAGAUGAGAUUAAGUCCAAGAAAUGCCGCUGCUGCUCCUUCUAAUUUUAACAUAACCAGUCCAUUAGUGCAAAAUAAAAUGGCAACGCCGCUGGUUUGCAGGAAAAUAUCCGAUUGCCAAAAAUUGUCAGAGAAAUUCGAUAUUUGUACACCGCACAGCAUUCUCAAGGUCAAGAAUUUGGUUAUGAAUAACGAUACCAAUCUUGAUAAUACUUUUGAAGACAACACCGCUCAGUUUAGUGUUAUAAGGGAUAAUUCAAAGUUGCAGAAAUCGGCGCUUGGUGUCUCUGGUAGACAGUCAAUAUCAAGAACUCCAAUAGUUAGAUUCGAUGUUGCAAGAUAUUCCACAUCGUUCAGCGAUACAAGCAAGGAUAAAUCAUCAUUGGAUAAUACAUCAUUAAGGAUUGAAAGCACUGCAAGACCUAGUCUUCUAGAACACAGCGCCAUGCAAAGAUCCUCAUUAUCGUCCAAAGAUACUUCCUCGGAAGUUUUCUAUUCCCCUGAUGCGUCGGUGAACGAUUCAACGAAAACUGAUGACAGUAAAGUGAUGGAGAUGAUGGAGGGGACUGUCGAAGUCAUGGAUAAACCUCAGGGAGAGCCCCUGGAAACCGUAAAAGUAACGGAAACCACCUCCAAUGAGACGGAAGUUAAGGGGACGUCUCCAGAUAAAAUGGAGGCAGGGGAAUCACCAAGAGGUAGAAGUAGCUACAAACGUCCCUUCCAAGAGUCGUCUCCAGUGAGAUCGUCGCCAAGACUAAAAUUUUCUGUUUUACAAGAUCACCAGAAAACACCAGAAACAUCGGAAAAGAGUGACACAUCCAGUGAACCUCAGUCCUCCCCAAAAGCUGCACAAAAGUUACGAGGUAGAAAAUCACUAAGCAGGCAAGUUCUAGAGCACAACGCAUCAAAAUUAUUGCCGGCUUCUGAUGUUGUUAGUAUCAGAAGGAGUAUUACCAAAGACGUAUCGUCUAAGGAAGUUAUCACAGUUACCAAAAAGUCACUAGAGAGUACAGAAGUAAGUGUGAAAGAAACAAAGACGCAAACCCACGAGGAAGAAACAACAGAGAACCAAGAAACCAGCAAGAAAUUCGAGGCGAAUGAAACUUUAAAACAAGAUAAAAUCAUCAGGAAAACUUUAGACCCACAAACUCCUGGAACAAGCAAAAUAAAUGUAGACUUUGACUCUAUCACCGUACUUGAAGAUAAACCGGAAGAAUCCGAUCAUAGCGAAGCUAGUUUGGACAAUAACACCUACGAUAACCCUGAGUUCGCCAAUAGAUUAGUCGGUAGAUACACCAGGAAAAAAUCCGAUGCUUCAGAUGCCGAACUGAACUACCUCGAACACCUCGAAAAUGCUAUAACUAUAAAUGACACAACCAUAGAAAAAAGCAAGUCUGAUAAUACCGAACCAAUGGAAGUCGAUUGCGAUUACGUUUACGAUAAUCUAGACGAAAACGUUAACGAUAAUUUAUUCGAAGAAAUUCCCGAAGAAAGUUCUCAGGUUUACGCAGAAAUGUCGACUGUAGAUCCUCACAAUAUCGCCGCAAUGGAAGAUUUCAAAGAACUCGAAAAAACCAAUGUUCCAACAAGCGAAUCAUCAACGGGCAGUCAUUCCACAGACGAAGACUUUGAUAAGGCGUUUGUUUACAACCAAACUCAAACAAAUAACGAAAAAGAAUGCGAAACCAUCGAAAUCAGCAGCGGGAGCGAAAGCAACAGUAGCCGUAGCGCAACUACAUCGUCGAUCGAUGAUUAUGAUGAUGAUGGAGAAAGUUUGAACUUCGCAUUCGAAGAAAACAUCGAUAGAAAUUUCAGUGGCGAUGAAACUUCAAGAAGCACUGAUGUCACUUAUUCGAGGAGAAAAAGAUACGACCAAAACAAUUCGAGUGAAGAUUCUAGACAGCCCGUGGAAGAAGUUAGCAGCGAUAGCAAAUCGAAAGAAGAUUCACUUAGUAGUAGAGACAGUGAAAGAGUUGAACAAGGCACAAAUACUUCAUUUGAAGAGCAUGAGUUAUACGAAAGCUUGAUAAAGGAUAAUGAAGAAUCUGAUAUUGUGCUUUGUAGUAAAGAACAGUCUAGAAUUUCAUUAAGUUAUGUUGAAGAAUCAAUCCCUGAAGAUAUAGAAGAUAAGGAAGAAGAAAAUAAAGAGGAAACUGCGAAAAAAAACAUUGAAAUAAAAGAAGUUCAAAUUGAUCUUUCCAUUGAAAGUCACAAUACCACAAGAAUUUUAACCGAUAAUUCUGACGAUGAUGAAGAUGAAGAAGAAUCGGUUAAAAAACCUAUUGUUAUAGAAGAGGUUCAAAUCGAUCUUCCCAUUGAGAGUCACAAUGUUACAAAAAUGUCAACAGAUAAUUCUGAAGAUGAAGAACAUGAAGAAGAAACCGUUAAAAAAGACGUUCAAAUUGAUCUUCCCAUUGAGAGUGACAAUACGACGAAAUCGUCGGAUGGUACAUCUGAAGAUUUAGAAGAUAAAGAAGUAGAAAUUCAAAAAGAUACCAAGAUUGAUCUUCCUAUCGAAACUGACGAAGCAACAAAAUCUUCAACGGAUAAAUCUGACGAUCUUCCCGAUAUACAAAACAAGAACGUUCUUACUGUUACCGCACAAGUGCAUAUUCCUUCAGAAGGUUCGCCAAGGUCUGUAAAAAAUAUGGCCGAAUCAAGUGGUUUUUCGAGGAGGGUUACUAGAAGAAGCAGUUUGUUGUUGUCUACCACAGCUGGUAGUGAUUUUGAGAAUAUGAGUAUACCUGAAGAAGUUUUUGUUGGCAAUGAUGAAGAAGGUACUGUAAAAGAUGACCAAUUUAAAAAAGCCAACGAAAUUGAUAUUCUCGACAGAACAUCUGUAGCUGAUUUUGAAUCUGACAAGGGCUCAGGACGCCACAGCCUCCAACCGGCAACACCGCUCCGUAAAUCUCGUCGAUUGUCGCAAUCUUCCGCCAAAAUCGAGGAGUCCGUGCUUAAAAGCACGCCCACCAGACGAAGUUCGAGAGCGAGGAGCAUCAGCAUCGAUCAGGAGGCGCCGCCGACCCCGGGCGGCUCCCGGAAGAGGCCCCUGAGGAGGACGAGCAUCGACCAAAAAGAAGGCUCUAUUGGCGCGGCGGGUUCAGAUGUUUCGACUGUGCAUUUGCCGUCGAAUGUCAGCGACAGUGACACAGUGACGUCUAGAAGGAGCACAAGACGGUCCAUACAAGUCGACGAUAUCGAUCCGAUUAAUUUGUUGGAUAAACCUGCUUUUGAAGGUCCUCCAGAUCCGGAAGAAGCUAAAGUUUACGAAAAAUCACCAGUAAAGCCAGCUAGGAGAAUGUUAAGAUCGGCUUCAGCUACAUUAGAGCCCACUACACCAGCGCCUAGACGAGGCAGAAGGCUUUCAGCUGACUAUGUUGAUAGCCCAAUUGUUUCAGGAAUAAAAACAAGAUCAAGGAAAGGUUCUAUCGAUUCUGUCUCUGAAAAUUCUGAAUUACCUUCACCGCCAAAAAGGGGUAGAAAAAAGUCGACUGACAGUGUUGUUUCAGAUACAGGUUCUGUAAGAUCUACAAGAAGUAAGGCUGGAUCUGUAUCUUCUGUUAAAACAGAUACUACUGAGUCUAAAGGACCUGUAAGAAGAUCAAGUAGAGUAAGAAAAGUAGCUUCUGUUAGAGCUGAAUUGCCUGAAAUUUCAGAAGAGGAUGUUGCUGAAAAUGGCAAUUCAGAAAAACAAACAAAGAAAGGCAGAAAAACCUAAUUGCAUUAUAUUUUUGUUUUUAUUAUUUUGUGUGUAUAGAAAUUAAUACAU
This is a messenger RNA of Brassicogethes aeneus, 7386 nucleotides long. The record is from the annotation of a GenBank genome assembly. Lineage: Eukaryota; Metazoa; Arthropoda; Insecta; Coleoptera; Nitidulidae.